Cyphellophora attinorum is the source of this 1062-nucleotide messenger RNA. RefSeq lists its product as uncharacterized. Gene Ontology annotation, biological process: carbohydrate metabolic process. The coding region runs from base 1 to 1062 and encodes 353 amino acids. The transcript has a single exon. NCBI's taxonomy places the organism in Eukaryota, Fungi, Ascomycota, Eurotiomycetes, Chaetothyriales, Cyphellophoraceae. The record is from RefSeq and is a predicted model, not a curated record.
AUGAGAGCUUUACUCCUUGCGUUACUGUCGUUACCAGCUUGCGUCCGUGAGGCUUGUGCAGCGGACUUCGAUUUCGAUCAGAUCCGUCUUUCUGGAGUAUGCCCUGACUACACAAAGUAUGCCACGCAUAGCCACAAGCCUUUCAGUGAAGGGCCUCUGAAGCUGUCAUCUCAGCGGCCACACCCUGCGUGCCGAAAGUUCAAAUCUGAAGGUGUGGAAAAGGUCUUAGAGGACCUCUUGCCGCACUUCAAGGAUCCGGAUCUUGCCAAAUUGUUCGAGAAUGCGUACCCGAACACUCUUGACACAACAGUACGAUGGCACGACCCGAAGCCACCAAAGUCGCUCUUGCUGCGCGACAGCGAGAGGUGGAGGGGUCCUCAGUCUUUCAUCGUCACUGGAGACAUCGACGCCAUGUGGCUCAGGGAUAGUACGAAUCAGCUUUCCCAGUACCAGCGCGUCGCCGAUUUGAAGCCGCUGCUCCUAGGAGCGAUCAACACCCAAGUAGAGUAUAUACUACAAUCGCCAUACUGCAACGCCUUCCAGCCCCCAUCUCCAUCCCGUCUAGAACCUGUGGCGAACGGCCAGGACGACACUGUACAUCCAGUAUACGAGCCGAGCGUAGUGUUCGAAUGCAAGUACGAGCUGGAUUCGCUGGCCAACUUCCUUUCUCUGUCAAACCAAUUCGCCACACACCACGACAACUCCCACCUGACACCGCGCUGGUUUAAGGCACUCGAGACCGUCCUCGCUGUCCUAGACGAGCAGGCCGCCCCAACAUUCACAACUGACGGCUACCGGCCCAACCAAUACCGAUUCGACCGCUGGACCAACGCAGGCACCGAAACCCUCAACCUCGGAGGAGUAGGCAACCCUCUCGCCGCCGGUACCAACCUCAUCCGCUCAGCCUUCCGCCCCUCAGACGACGCAACCAUUUUCGGCUACCUCAUCCCUGCCAACGCCAUGAUGUCCGUCGAACUCAACCGCACAGCCGCUGUCCUCACUAAAGCCGACGCCUCGCGACACGCCGCUCGAGCCGCCAAUCUCAUCGACGCUCCACCCUGA